AUGGAGCACUUAGGGGCUCACCACCUGCACCAAGGGCAAGCCGAGCCCAUCAGCUUCGGCAUCGACCAGAUCCUCAACACGUCGGAGCCGGGCAGCUGCAUGGUGUCGCACCCGCGGCUGCAGGACUCGGCGGAUUACGGCCUGGGCUGCAUCGUGGGCAGCGCCUACAACACGGUCACCGGCGGCUACGGGACCGGCGGCGGCUCGGCCGGCGCUUACACCGGCACCUCGUGCAGCAUGGGAGCCCUGCCCGGCUCCUAUAACGUGAACAUGGCGGUGAGCAUGAACGGCAACACCUUGAGCUCGGCCGGGGGGGUGAUCCGCGUCCCGGCCCACCGGCCCGUUACCGGCGGCGUGCACCAGCCCCUCUCCGCCGCCGUGCCGCCGGUGAACGGCGUCAACAGCCUCACGGGGCUCACCUUCCCCUGGAUGGAGAGCAACAGGCGGUACACAAAAGACAGGUUCACAGGUCACCCCUACCAGAACCGCACGCCCCCCAAGAAGAAGAAGCCGCGCACGUCCUUCACCCGCCUGCAGAUCUGCGAGCUGGAGAAGCGCUUCCACCGCCAGAAGUACCUGGCCUCGGCCGAGCGCGCUGCCCUGGCCAAGGCCCUCAAGAUGACGGACGCGCAGGUGAAGACCUGGUUCCAGAACCGGCGCACCAAGUGGAGGAGGCAGACGGCGGAGGAGCGGGAGGCCGAGCGGCAGCAAGCGAACCGCAUCCUCAUGCAGCUGCAGCAGGAGGCCUUCCAAAAAACCAUCAACCAGCCCAUCCAAGCCGACCCCAUCUGCGUCCACAACUCCUCUCUCUUCGCCCUGCAGAACCUACAGCCCUGGUCCGAUGACUCCACCAAGAUCACCAGUGUCACCACUGUCGCCUCCGCCUGCGAGUAA
Molecule: messenger RNA, 894 nt
Organism: Cygnus atratus (black swan)
Lineage: Eukaryota; Metazoa; Chordata; Aves; Anseriformes; Anatidae
Gene: TLX1
Product: T cell leukemia homeobox 1
Exons: 3
Coding region: 1-894 (297 amino acids)
Biological process (GO): regulation of transcription by RNA polymerase II; animal organ development
Cellular component (GO): nucleus
Molecular function (GO): RNA polymerase II cis-regulatory region sequence-specific DNA binding; DNA-binding transcription factor activity, RNA polymerase II-specific
Source: RefSeq, a predicted model, not a curated record